GUUCCGCUUCACUCACUUCCUCUGAUAUCAUACAGCCAGACGGCCAGUUUGAAAAUCGAACACGCGAGUGACAGACGUGUAAUGUGUUUUUAAAAAAAGAGUUAUUUUUUUUUCUUUUCGUGACUAAGUGAUAAAUGUUCAAAAAUGUCUGCCCUGUUAAAAAAUGUUACGAAUUGCAUAUGGCAUGCAUUCGACUCGCUUCAGAUCAAUCAAGCGGUACAUAAAUCAAAAUUAAAGGUACUAACAGCAAACAUCGGCACAUUACUAGAUCUGUACGGCGUGGAAAAGGGUCUGGACCAUUACAGGUCUUCGCAGGAGUUGACUUUUGACGAGUUCCGAUAUUACCUUCAGCAUGAAGUGUUCAGCUCGCUCCCUAAGACCUUGAACCUACCAGUUGCGAGAGAGUAUGAAAAGAAAAUAAGCGAAGUGUGCUGGUUUGUUUGCAAAAAGAAUCUACUGGCGCGAGAUAAACCCAUCUUCUGUGACGACUCUGUGUUUAAAUUAUUCAGAAUAUUCUGUCUGCUAGCCGACUUGGUACAGGAUGCGGAUGAUGCCAGUCAUUACGUUGUAGUACUACAGCCUUCGGAAGCAGGUAUCAUCACGGAGCAGCUAGUCCACUGUCUGGGUUUGCGAUGGGACGCAGCGGACUGGGAAGCGCUAGGGUCAUCAAUAGGGCACUUCAAAUGGACAUCAUUCUUGGCCGUAUUGGAGGCAAAAUACUGUUGCGAUCAGCAACUACAUUCAGAAGCGUUAGUGGAAGCUGUGGCUGAAAUAUAUGAUGUAUUCAUCGAAGAUAUUAUUAAAAAGGGUUAUCUUUUCAAACGAGGCUAUCUCCUACCCACAAUGAGAGAGUAUUGGUGUGUCCUCCAGCCAUGCGCUCUUACCUACUACAAGAGUUCCUCACAAAAAGACCAAUGCGGGAGGAUCACUAUAGACGAAUACUGUUCAGUAGAAGCAGCGGUUGGUGAAGGAAAAAUACAACGGUUUCAGCUCAUCACGCCCGAGAGAACGUUUGAAUUUGGGACUCAGGACCAUAAGAGUCGUCUCCAAUGGCUCUCAGCUCUACGACAAGCGGCAGCAGUAUCAGGCGGAGCAGACGGCUACCAGCGCCGCGCACGCGCAGGUAGACGCGGCGCGGGAGCGAGGAGGGAGCAAGAAGUUAGAGAAGCGCGCGCGAGACUACAAUUAGAAGUGCGCGCCAGGUUGGCAGCUGAGGCACAAGCCCAGGAAUUAGCAGAAUUAGCGCAACAGGAUAACAAAAAACUAGAAGAAUUAAAAAAUGCCCAAGCAGAACUAGAGAGGCUUCUACAAGAAGAAACGCAAGCUAAGAGAGACGAAGAAAUUGUUAGAGCAUUACAAGCCAGGGUAUUGGCAGAAGAAUGGGAAAGGCGGGAAGAAUUAGAGCGAUUACAAGAAGAACAAAACAAAAUGCUAGAAGAAGAAAGACUGAAACGAAAACAAUUCGAAAUGCUCCAAGCGGAAAAAGAAGCGCAAUACAGAGAAGCAGAACGUCGACUCAAGGAGCUGGAGAAAGAGAAACAGAAUCUGGACGCGGAACUUAAAGCAGCUCAAUCCAAGAUCUCCCAGACCGAGCACAAUGCACAUGCACUGCACGUUCAACUCCGAGAUCUUAACCCAGUUCUUCGAAACGGCGAACGAGCAAGACGUGCGAUAUCAUUUGUGCCGACAACAAAGAGCUCAUCCGAUACCCUCAUCGACCUCAGGGCUUUGAGGCACUUGAAAACUCUACACGAUGAAGAAAAGCUAUAAGAACAAUCUGUGGUAUUUUAAUAAAUUGGGAAAAGUAU
Messenger RNA from Vanessa tameamea, 1808 nucleotides. RefSeq names its product differentially expressed in FDCP 6-like. Gene Ontology annotation, cellular component: nucleus; cytoplasm. The transcript has 10 exons. The record is from RefSeq and is a predicted model, not a curated record. The coding region runs from base 145 to 1770 and encodes 541 amino acids. Lineage: Eukaryota; Metazoa; Arthropoda; Insecta; Lepidoptera; Nymphalidae.